Messenger RNA from Diaporthe amygdali, 2004 nucleotides. RefSeq lists its product as uncharacterized. Bases 1 to 2004 code for a protein of 667 amino acids. The transcript has 4 exons. The record is from RefSeq and is a predicted model, not a curated record. Lineage: Eukaryota; Fungi; Ascomycota; Sordariomycetes; Diaporthales; Diaporthaceae. Gene Ontology annotation, molecular function: ATP binding; ATP hydrolysis activity.
AUGGGCUCUGUCGUUGUGAUUGAUGUCGAUAAAACAGCCUCUUCUCUGCCAAAAUUGGCUGAGAAUGCUGUAACAACAUUGUAUCGACACGACUGCGCGAACGAAGACGGCUACGGAGAAAAGUGCCCUCCAAGAUGGUCCAAGUUUGCGAGCCAUGAUGAUGACCAGUCUCAUCUCAAGAACUCUAUCAAGAUCGAUCCCAUCAUUCAUCGCCACUUUUUCAACAAGGAUGACAAGAAAUGGGUAACCGAGUCGUUCACCGUCCAGGAUCCGUUGAUGCGCAGUCAUCUCCGUGUUGCGCUAGCCAAUUAUCAGGACUUCGAUCUGGAACUAAAGAACUGGACAUUCAAAGAGCCGUUCUCUCCUAUUGUUCACCGUUGGGAUCGUCUCAAUGAUCUGUGUGAGAAGACUACAGACCCCCACGCGAAGACAGCCAUCGACCAUUUGAUGAAGUUCCUUGGACCAAUUCUGGCUCCCUCCAUUGGAUCUCUCAUUCAAACCAAGGCAACCGGCAAGGUCGAUUUCGACAACGUUUGGCAGAUCUUCCCACCAGGAGAGCUCGCCGUCACAUCUUUCUUCGGCAUCCAGGCAGUCACCCGCAUACUUCGGUAUGAAUUGAUUCAACCGCGUUGCGAACCGCCCUACUGGCAAGUAGAAUUCGAGUACCUUGAUUGGAACGGCGAGCGCUGUGGCUAUACUUCGGCCAAGUCAAAGAUCAGGUAUUUCGAUGGCAUGAAAUUUGUCACUAGUCUUGGCGUUUCUUCCGCCUCGGAAAUCAGGGAGCGGCUCACGGCAAGAGGGCGCAAAUUUGAGAGCCUCAGAGGUUACCAUUUCAGGACUUGCAUGGGAACCAAGAUUCUCCUCGAGACUAAGUGUCCUGAAGAGCGGCCCGUCGCCGGCAGGGUCAUCGUUGAUGCUUUCGCCUACUACACGAGCAACAACAUCGUCAAGCCUAACCUGAGGUCUUUGGAAGGUACAGAGGUCACUGAAGUCGUCACCGAUGCAUCUGAAAGUGAUGAAGAGGAAGAGGACGAGGAUGAAGACGAAGUGAGAUCUUGCACCAGCUCUGAGGACUCCGACAAUAGCAUCUCGGACCUAAAGGCCGUGAAGCCUUCCGGGGGGUCGCUGGAGCGGACUGAAACCCUGCAGCCUCUUACCGAUGAGCAGUGCCUCCUGGCGUCUCCCUGGCUCAAAGGUCUGGACCUCAAGACUAAGGAUUGGGCGCAAUUCAAUGUCGACGAACUCGACGAUAUUGUCUGGAAUGAAGCUGCAUUUGAUCAUCUAGUCCUGCCUGGAAACGAGAAGGAGCUCGCAUGGGCUUUUGUGGAAAACAAAACUCUGUCAAACAACCAGUUUGACGACUUUGUACAAGACAAAGGCAGGGGGCUGAUAAUCCUUAUGUUCGGACCCCCUGGCGUCGGCAAGACGUACACGGCCGAAGCCGUCGCCGAGAAAUCUCGCGUUCCACUUUACGGAAUGAGUGCCGGCACGCUGGGUACCAAGCCGAAGCAGAUCGAGGCAGCCCUUGACCGCGCUCUGGAGCUAUGCAGGCUCUGGAACGCCAUGCUGCUUCUAGACGAAGCGGACGUGUUCCUCAGCGCCCGGACUGACACGGACCUGGCUCGCAAUGAGCUCGUGGCUGUCUUCCUUACGAAGCUCGAGUACUACCAGGGCAUUUGCUUCCUGACCACCAACCGUAUCUCCAGCCUGGACCACGCGUUCCAGUCCCGAGUCGAUCUGUUCCUGCCUUACCGGGACCUCAAGCCGGAGGCGCGCCGACAGGUGUGGGACAAUUUCAUCAAGCGUGCUGGUGACAAGCAGUUUGAUGUCGACGCUGCGGGACUGGACGAACUGUCGAACAUUCAACUGAAUGGCCGAGAGAUCAAGAACCUGAUCAAGAGCGCGCACCUCUUGACACUCAAGGGUGGCGAGAAGAUCACCAAGGAUCGACUCAAGAUGCUGGCUGAGAACCGCAUCAAUGCCCUGGGAGCGCUCAGCGAGUGA